AUGGCAACUCUGAAAGUUACAGUUCAUGAGGCACGGGACCUUCCUGUGAUGGAUCGCGGAACAGGUCAGGCGGAUCCGUAUGUCGUACUUAAAUUGGACGACAUGGAGCACACCACUGACAUCGUGCGUCACACCCGACAUCCCGUUUGGAAUCUUGACUACCGUUUCGAUACCCCGGAUCUUUUGGUACUCCAAGAAGACCCACUUGUAGUGCGGGUGUAUGAUCACGAAAUCAUCAGCCGCGAUGAUCUAGUGGGGACUGUCCUAUUGGAUUGCAACUGCAUCCUCGGGCUGGAGAACCCCUUUUUAACAGGGUGGUUCCCUCUGCACGACACGAUUGAGGGCCUUCGUGGGGACAUCCGGCUGACGAUGCAAAUAAAGUUUCACGCGGCAGAAAACCCACUUAGGCCGACAUUACCGGAGCGUUACGUUUACCGCGUGCACAUGACACAAAUGGAGCAAGAUGCGGCCACUGGAGAGCGUCCGCGAGUGUUAAGUGAAGGUAAGAAAAAAGCCGAGCAAGAUGCUCUCCCAACCAAAACGAGCAAACCGGAAGUGUCGCCUUCUGGAAUUGCAAAGGGCGUCCCCUUCAGCGCCGCGCGAGUGUCGCCGAUGCACUCACCCACUCGUGCACGUGUAGUGAAAAGGAAUUUUAGUAAUGGCUGGUGCCGAUCCAAGUCGAAGACACCGAUCUUGUACUUGGGUCAAAGCCUUAGCCCGCUAACGACGACACAGUCGCUCCAUCCCACACUAGCUGCUGAAGAAGAAGGCAUCUAUAUCUUUGGAGCAUGGCGCUUGGACCCAGCGGUGUAUCGUGUUGAGUCCAUACAUUCUAUGGUAGAAGAGCUCAUUGUGAAGGCAGACCCUGAACAUUCACGUCUCACAAAUUUGCGCUCCAUCCGCGCAACAAAUGAGGCCCGCUUGAUUCAACUUUUCAAGCUCAGUGGCAAAGUUCGACGGCAACUCGCACGCAAAGUUGUGGAAAUGCGGUGUAAUGCAGUACUUGGCUAUGUGGAGGAGUUCGACAUUGAGCUAAAAGACAUCAUCGUGCGUGCCUAUGGAACGCCGUGUGUGAUCUCAACCACAACAUUUGUCGAUGAAAGCAACCUUCUGAAUGUAAGUACGGGGUGGCAGAGUCCAACCGGUGUAAUAGCCCCAUCCCAUACUUUAGGCCCCAGCGUUGUGGAAUCUGAUGUCUUUAGCUCACUACUGCUGUCACGUAUAGCCUCUGACGAAGCUGUAGCAAUCGGCGGCCCUCCAAAGCUCACUUUAGCCAAGGCUAGUAACCUCACUACAGCGGAGGAAUCGUCUGCCCCGCCGGACAUUCCGCUGAAAGACAUCGCUGAAACGUUACAGAACGAUAUCUACAAUGGUCAAAACAAAUCUUUCAUGCGCAAAGACAGUGUUGCACCGCUGCCUACUGUACCUCCAAAUAAAUCUCCGUUUUUGUCCAUCACGGCAUUUCCCACGUUUUCAGAUGGACAGACACCUGAUCAGGGGCUGCCCAUAGUGCGAUCGAAAUCGAAUCUUACAGAACCGCCAUCAUACUCAAGACCCACAGUGGCAUCGACACGCACUGCAAUUACCAUUAUUACCGUCAAAGACCUCCCCUCGGGGUGUAUUCUUCGUAUCGGUGGCCAUAUUUGCUCGCGUUCUGUCAAAAUCGUAUCCAGAGGGAAGUCGAAACAGGCCAUCUCACAGGAGCGUGACGCGUGGUGGAUGGAGCUGCGUGAGGAGCUACGCACAAACUCGCGUGCUUUCCACUGCAACGCCAUUCUUGGCUACGAAGAGGAGACGCAGUGUUACGAAGAUGUUAUCAUGCUUUCGUUAUUCGGAACCGCUGUUGUUUUGGACCCCUCCUAUGUCUCUCUCCGUGCGGAGCACACGUACCUUUUUCAUAAAGCCUGUAAGCGCUUGGAGACCAGGAAAAACUGCUCAAUGCUCCAUAGUUCCCAUGGCCCACAUAGUAAAGUCAUGAACUUUAAACGAAACUCUCCCACGCCGCACUUCCACGGCAUGCUUUGUCGAAUAUGCAGCCACAAGCCAGUCCCGGAAGUGAUUAUUGCGUCCUGUUCACUACCCGUUGACCUGGUCACUACAGGUCCACCACGGCUUGUCCAAGCGACAGUUGUCAAGUCCAAGCGCGAUGUUCGCGGUGUACAACUCGCCAUGGAAGUUUCGCAAGCACUACCCUAUAUGGAGUUUGCCUUGCACAAGCAGCUUCUCUUUAAUCUUCGGCUCCUCCGGAUGAACUCGUGCUUUGGUCUGCGAGUGUCAAUUGUGAUAGGACCGCAGUACAUCAUUGGGAUAUUAACAGGAACUGGAUUUCAGCUUGCUGCACUGCCGAUUCCAACCAUGCCUCGCGUAACGAUUGCUAAUUCUUUGAUUGCAAACAAUGAGCGUGUGAUACGACUUAAAGAUCUCAUCGCAAGGAAUCGUCGCAUGCACUAUGUAAAAGGUAUGGGUCUUAAAAAGCAACAACACCGUCACCAUCAACAUGAGGGUGGUCGUCAUGGUAACUCUUCUUCUUCUUCUUCGAGCACCACUUCGGCACUUUGGGGAGAACGAGCAGGAAGCCGCAGGAGCACUUCAUCGCCGAAGGUAUGUCACUCGUAUUCUUCAACGUCGUCGUCGUACUCCUCCACGAGUCUCUCAAAAAACCAAUGCUGUUCUCACAGCAGUAUCAGCUCCCGCCGUUUACUGCCCCCUUCGCUGAUGAAAAGCAAACACCACAACAGCGGCUCCACCUUAGGUGCGAUCUCGUCCCCAUCCACAAUGGGGUCCUCGACCGAGCGUGAGGUUUUCUGCAUUGAGGCCAGCGACUCCGACUCGAACGAUACCGAGGAUCUCCAUCGCCCCGCCGCGGAGGUGCAGGCCCUUCGACUCGGUGGCAGACGCGUCAGCGACUUUGUGAUCAAAAUCGACGACGAGGAUGAGGCGGAUCUGAUGUUGGGCAUGGAUUGCACAACGACUUUCGAGGAUAGCCUUUUGCUUACCGUGCCGUACCUUCCCGAGCAGGUCAAUUGGUUCGACACGCAGGAGUACGUGACCGUCCAUCGACGCUACGCCGUUGAUGAGUUGAACUCGCGGCAGCUGAACGAAUGCUGCGCCGACGCGAAACGCUCAUUCGUCGUGGCCGUGGGCUGCCUUACCUGGCAAGAAGGAACCCUCUCAAACGCGCAUCCCAACACUAGUAGGGGCGGGAGAAAGGAUGUUAAAGACCUGGUACGCAAUCUGUUUAAUGGCAUCGCGCGGGUGUUUGAGUUCAAAAUAAAAUUUAUUUUCGAUCAAAACCUGGGUGAUCUGCAUCUUCGCUUAGAGGGCUGCGUGCUGACGAACCAGAUGGCGAGGAUGGUGGGGGACGACAAGGAAAGCAGUUUUGGAUGGGGAAGUCUGCUUCGACUAGAGGACCAAGCCUUUCGAGAGUGCCUACGGCAUAGCAAUCUGGGGAUUUUAUACCGAAACUACCCUCCUAAUGGUGGAAGUAAGGAAACGAGUACCAUCAGCAACACCGUAGCGACUGUCACGUUGCGAAACUUCGCGGCCGCCCUGAUGGACUCCAGAAGAACGAGUAUGACGUUGGAUGACCUUUCGGACCGAGCCCCCACCGAUCCCGGCGUUACGCAUGAUCAAGAAGUAUCCUUACACCAAAGCUUUCCCUCUGGACUUAAGGUGGCAGCGGCCGUUUCUGACACCGCAAUUAAAGCAAUGGAAGGAAAGAGUUAUCAAGCCAAACGGCGUCUCACUAAUGACUCCCUAAGCAUCGAUCAGACUCGUGUUCUUUACGCGCUCUACCAACUGCUCUUCGCGUCUUGUAAUGCCCCUUUCAGCCUCACGUAUAUGCUGAACAGCUACCGAUUCGAGGUACCGCCGCUUCGGGUGCGGGCACCUGGCACGAACGACAAUACCACGGCGGGGUAUUUGCCCGUUUCUGGCGGGGGUGGGGUUGACAAUGCCUACAACAAACACAACAUCACAACCUACACGGACUACCGCAAGCGCAAACCGACCCGCUCGAACACGGUUGUGGGCCGCUGGCAAUCCCUCUGGUCCGCCACCAAGAGCUCCCUUCAUAGCGUGGUCGAGCGCACAAAGCAGGCCGCCAAUCUCUCCAAUGACUACUCCGUCAACAACAAAACAAGCCGAUUCGCAGGAUCCUAUAAGGCCAAAGGCGACCGAGGCGAGGCAAAGGCGGAGACGCUGGAAACCCAUUAUCACAGACCCACGGAGCGCCUUCCGUCGGAGCUGGGUGCGCUUGAUGAGCUCAUCUUCACCGUUCAUUGCACGCCGCUCGAUUACGUCCCUGGCAAAGUCAUCGUACGCUACCUCGGACGUCUCUCACAGCACUUCAUCCGUCAAUCCAAUGAUAUUAACAGGGGUGCACAACUCGGAAACUUUUACCAACAUGUGGAAUUUGAAAUACGGUGUUUGGUGCAGAGCCUGGUUGGCGUGAUGGGCGGAAACGCUAUUUUAAAAUACCGGAUUGUUUACCACGAGAUGAACGACUCCGACGGCUCCUGCUCCGCCUUUGUGUUCUUCUCCGUUACCGGGGAUGUCGUCCAUGUGAUUCCGGCGACAGACUUGAUUAACAGCGUGGACGAGAAAGAAACUAGCGCUGGGGAAAUGGCAGAUGACGUCACUACAGUGCCAUCGUUCACGUAA
Phytomonas sp. Hart1 is the source of this 4662-nucleotide messenger RNA. NCBI's taxonomy places the organism in Eukaryota, Euglenozoa, Kinetoplastea, Trypanosomatida, Trypanosomatidae. The record is from the annotation of a GenBank genome assembly.